Molecule: messenger RNA, 3707 nt
Organism: Ascoidea rubescens DSM 1968
Lineage: Eukaryota; Fungi; Ascomycota; Saccharomycetes; Ascoideales; Ascoideaceae
Gene: RPM2
Product: ribonuclease P
Exons: 1
Coding region: 246-3707 (1153 amino acids)
Source: RefSeq, a predicted model, not a curated record
CUCUGAUUAUAUUUGACUGUGUUUGGUUGGUUCUCGUUGCAUUUCAUGAGCUGGUCUGUGUUUUCUUCAUUUCUUUCUUUCUUUCUUUGUUAAUCGUACUUAAUCCUUCUAGAUCUCUGUCUGUUUGCAUUUACUUCUUAUUACCGCUGCAUCUUCAUUCUAUCUGUUUUCAUCCUCAAUCUUAAUCCCACAAUUACUGGUUUUCUUUCCAUAUUUCUACAUUUCGAUACUUUGAUACUUUCAAAAUGGUCUUUAAACCCUUUGCCAACUUUUCACGAAAUUCUUCUACGUUGAGAAACUCCUCAUCAACUAUAAAGAAAACCCCAUCUUUUUUUGACUCAACUUUCCACUUGAAAAAUUAUAACCAAUUAACGAAUAAUGAUUUAUUCACCUCCAAUAACAUCAAAAUCAAUAACAUAAAGGUCAACUCGACCACCAAUAAUAACAAUAAGAACAACUACAACUACAACUCAAACUAUCCCAAGCACUCAACCAAUUUCUACAACUACUACUCGAUAUCCCUAGAUCACAUAUCGAGAUUGUCCUUGUUCAACCAAGUCAACAACAAUCUAUUAAAUAACAACAACUCCAAUAAUAACCAGAUUGAUGAACUACAAUCCUCAAACAGAUCCAUAAUUGAUAACGAAUUACUAAAGAUAAAACUCAAUAAUUCCAAUAAUAAUAAUCUCUCUAAAUAUAACUCCUCUUUGAUUCAUAAUAAUUUCAUUGACAAUAAUUUAUUGUUAAAUGACAAAUUGAAUCUUCUACCUAUAUUGAAUAAUAUAAAUCACAUCAGCAGCCAACUUGAAAAUGAAAAUGACAUCAAUAACAACACCCAAAUGAUUGUUGAUAACAGUUUUUCUAAUAAUUCUCAACUCGAUAACUCUCCAACUAUAUCUGAAUCUUUGUUUCAAGAUAAAGAGCCCAAUUUACAACAAACUGCUCAACAACAGAAUACAAUUAAUCAUACUUACAAUCAAAACAAUCUCAACACUAAUAACAAUAACAGCAAAAAUAACCGCAACAACCAUAACUUGAUAAAUAAAAAUAUUCUCAAUCUCAACUAUUUGAAUAUUCAAAAAACCAAUAAUAAUCUAUUUCUUAAUAAAAAUAACUCUAACUCUGCAAGCUAUAACAACAGCCCCCAAAAUAACAAUAACCCCCUUAAUAACGCCGCUUUUUUAUUGGACGAUUUCCAAUUGCUAAGCAUACCAAAGGAAAUAAAAUUUUCAAACUCAUUAGAUAAAUCCUUUCAUUCCUCUUUAAUUAAUGAAAUUAACACCUCAAUUCAAAAUUCAAAUUACUUGAAAAUUUACCCUAUAUAUCAAGUCAUAAAGAGAAAUAACUUGCCCAUAUCUUUAGAUCUUUACAAUCUAGUUCUACAAUCUUUAAUUAAAAGAAAUUUGACAUCCGAAACAAUUGAAGAAAAAUUAACUAAUUUAUUAAACGUUUACACAGAUUUAAUAUCUUCAAUUAAUAACUUUGAUUUAAAACCAAAUUCUAAAACUUACGAAUUGGUCUUAAAUGGUCUAUUAUCCGGCUCUUUAAACUCCUUUAAAUCUUCUUUAGACAUAAUCAACAACAACUCUAUAAACAUUAAAAAUAAUAACAAUAUAAUAGACAAUGGUAAUGACUACUUUAAAUUGGCUAUUGAUAUCUUCAUAGCUUCAAAUUUAAAACAUUUCCAUUAUUUUAAUCAACUAGUUUAUGACAAUUUGCUAAUUGGUAUUAAUUUAUUCAAUUACAAAUUUUCAUCAAUUGACCAAUUUAUAAGCUUUUUAAAUAUUCUAAAUAAUGCCAACUUAAACUCAAAUUUCGUUAAAUCAGAAAUUUAUUAUUUGUCAUUAAUUAAAUAUUUAUCAACUUUAAAUAACCUAUCACAAAAUGAUUUAAUUCGUUUAAAUAAUAUUCUUCAAAAUAUUGAUGUUGACAAUAAUAAUAAUAAUGAUAAUAAUAAUCCUCUCAACAAUAAUAUUGAUAACAAUAUUCCUUAUAACAUUCAAUUUAUCUUAAAUCUUUACAAUGAUUUCAAGAAAAAUUCAGUUAAUAAUCUCUCUUUAUUAAACCAUCAAUUUGAAAUAUAUUCUAUUUUAUUAAAUUCUUUAAUAAUUUCAAACCAAUUGAAUUUAUCAACUAAAAUUCUUGAUUCCAUUUUAUUAUCAAUAAAACAGAAAACUUUAUUGAAUUUAAACUAUACAACAAAUUUAAACCAAAAUUCAAACACAACCUUUAAUAUUGAUGAAAAAAACUUUAAAAAUUUAAACAAUGUCAUCAACUCCUAUAUCAUCUCUUUAAUUAACUUGAAUUUUGAAAAGGGUUACCAAAUUUUUGCUAAAUUUUUAAAAUUUAAUUUAAUUAAUAUUGAUAUUAAUGAUCCAAAUAAUUAUAAUAAUCAUAAUGAUAUCUUUUUAACUUUUUUAUCUAAUCUUAAUAAUAAAACUUCUAAUUUAGAUGUCAUUGACAACAUUUUUUUAAACUACAUUAAUAAUAAUAAUAAUUUAUUAUCAAAUUUUAAAUUUUUUGAUGAUACUAAUACUAAUACUAAUACUAAUACAAUUUCAAACUCUUCAAUGAGUAAUAUUUCUAAUUUAUCUAAUUUCUUAUUGCAUAACGACAACGAAGGAAAAAUCCAAUUAUUGAUGUCUUCCAUUUUUAAUAAUAUAACUUUUAAAAAUAACAAUUCAGUGAACAAUAAUUUGUCUAAUAUUAUAUCAAAUUAUUUGCUCUCAAUUUUAGAAAGAAAUAAAAAUGUGAUUGUUAAUGAAUUUUUAACUUUUGAUUAUGAUUUAGAAAAUGAGUACUUAUUUUUAUCUCACAAUUCUGAAUUAUUGAUUAAAAACUUGAACUUGAAUUCGUUUAUUAAAUUAAUCGAAUACAUGUUGAAGAACCCAUUAGUUUAUGAUUUUAAUCAAAUUUUAAUUGUUUUGAAUCAUUAUACUAAGUUCAAUGCUAAAUCCUCAUCAAAUGGCAUAAUAAUCAAUGAAUCGAAUAAUAAUGUUAAUAAUAUUGAUCCCAAUGAUAUCCUAUUGAAUUUGGUUUCAAAUAAAUUAUUUUUAAACCAAUUAAAACUUGGAAAUAAAUACAAUUUCCCAAAUUUCUUGGAUUCAUUUUUCUUCAAUUCAUGCAUCUCAAAUUUUGAUUUGCAGUCGUUUUAUUCAUUCAUUGAAAAUUCCAAUAAUAACAGUAUUGAAAAUAAUAAAUACUUUGGAGUAUUGAAUGUUUUUUAUGAAUAUUGGAAUCAUUCAACCUUUAGAAACAUGUUUGUUAAUAAGUUUAAUAAUCAAGUUGAUAAUAUUAAUGCCGUUGCUAAUGGCAAUGCCAGUGUCAAUGCCAAUACUAAUUUUAAUACCAAUACUGAUUUAGAAACUAAUAAACAUGAAUUAUUUCAAACAUUUUAUUUCCAUUCAAUUUUGAUUUAUGAAUUGUUUCAAAAUUUAGAUAAUUAUUAUCUUGAGUAUAAUAUCAAUUUAAAUUUUAAAGAAUCAUUGAAUAUUAUUCAAAAUUCUAAAGAUUGUGAUUUAUCAAAGAAUGAACAAAAUUUCAUUAUACAAUUUAAUUUUUUAAAUAAUUUUAAAAUCUUAUUAUUUGAUAAUUUUAAUAAGAUGCUCAAGGCUUAUAAUAUUAAAAAGGAAGAAUUUUGCAAAUUUUUCCAAGAUGAAAAUGUUGAUAAGUUGGAUUUUGCUACUGAUGUCAUAAAUACACUAUAA